AUGCCGCUGACGGGCCAGCGGGAGGGCGUGGGAUCGAGGGGCGAGCGGGGGCCCAUGGGCGCAAGGGCCGCCCGCUGGGCCGCCUGGCCGGCCCCGUCGGACGGUACCGCCGCCUCAAACAUUCCGGAGGCGUCGCUGGCGGCGUGGACGGAAGAUUGCGCGGCAGGAGGCCGUUCACGUAUGGAAGCCCCAGGUUUGGCACUUGCCAUGCUGCGGCUUUCUGAAUCACAGCAGUGCAAUGGCUCUCAGGCACUGGGCUCUGCACAUCAAACAAUGGAUUCUUGCUGUGGAACUCCCAUGUAUGGGGCCACAGACGAGAGCACGUCCUGGACAGACUGGGCACUUGAGUCCGCCUGCCGAGCUCCACAGUACAGAAAUGAACUGCCAAUCCGUGGACAAGAGAUGCCUCCAGCAUUAAACUGGGAUCGAGCCGGGUAUGCGGGCAAUGUGCCAGCACUGGACCACUUCUGGGUUACCCAAUCAACUCCCACGGCGGCAGCAAUGCUGGGCGACCUCCAGCUCCGGCACUCCCGCGCCACAAGCGACCCCCUGGCGGCGCAACGGGCCAAGAUUCAUGCCCUGUCGAGGAGCCUCAGGUCGGCAAUCAGGGACGAUCUGGCGGUGGUGCACGGGGGUGGCUACGGGGCGGAGUUGGAGCAGGGUUUGCCCGCCUUUGAUGCGGGUGAGGGCGCCCAGACGGUCGGUACGUCGGGCAAAUCCUGUGGGCCGCUGCCAGGAUGUGAAAGGGACCUUCUCCAGGUCCAAGGGAUGACUGGGACCCAUGUUCUGGGCAAUGGGGACGUUCAGCUGCACAUGACUCAAGUGGUUGCGGGUUUCAUAAUAGGCCCACACGGAGUCUCCAUUCACGGCGUCGCCAACCAGACUGGCGCUAGAAUAUCGUCCUGGACGCACAUCUUGGCUAACGAGCGCGUGUUCGUCAUAAAGGGAAGUCCCAAUGAAAAGGCCCAGGCUGUUCGGAUCAUCCUCAUGGCAGUGCAGCGGUACAAGGACCUCACUGAAGGGAGUCAGCUGGGUAAGAUGAUGCAAUGCUUCGACUUACGGACAAUCUAG
Ostreobium quekettii is the source of this 1071-nucleotide messenger RNA. The record is from the annotation of a GenBank genome assembly. NCBI's taxonomy places the organism in Eukaryota, Viridiplantae, Chlorophyta, Ulvophyceae, Bryopsidales, Ostreobiaceae.